Malania oleifera is the source of this 1128-nucleotide messenger RNA. RefSeq lists its product as uncharacterized. The record is from RefSeq and is a predicted model, not a curated record. The transcript is spliced from 4 exons. Gene Ontology annotation, cellular component: cytoplasm. The coding region runs from base 112 to 870 and encodes 252 amino acids. Lineage: Eukaryota; Viridiplantae; Streptophyta; Magnoliopsida; Santalales; Ximeniaceae. Gene Ontology annotation, biological process: protein folding.
GGUUGUGCCAAGCAAAGCCCAGGAAAGAAAGGGAGAGAAUGCGGGAGCGGGUGUGUUCGGCAGCGAGAAAAUAAAUUGAACACGCUGUGAAGAGGGAGGAAACAUUCGGCCAUGGCGGAUUACCACUUCGUCUACAAGGACGUAGAGGGAGCUUCGACCCAAUGGGACGACAUACAGAGAAAGCUGGGCAACCUCCCUCCGAAGCCCCCUCCGUUCAAACCCCCUUCCUUCACGCCAGCCCCCGAUGAAGACUCUAGAUCCAAAGAUAAGUCUUGGAUCGAUGGCAAGACCGAGGACGAGCUCGAAGAUCUCGAAGAUGAUCCUGAUCUCGACGACGAUCGCUUCCUCGAAGAGUACAGGAAGAAGAGACUGGCAGAGAUGAGACAGGCUACAAAGAUCAUGAGGUUUGGAUCGAUUAUUCCAAUAUCUGGAUCAGAUUUUGUACGGGAGGUUUCGCAAGCACCUUCAGAUGUUUGGGUAGUGGUGAUUUUGUACAAGGAAGGAAUACCUGAAUGUGGGCUCCUUUUACAAUGUUUGGAAGAAUUGGCAACAAGAUACCCAGCAACAAAAUUUGUUAAAAUAAUAUCAACUGAUUGCAUUCCCAACUACCCAGAUCGUAAUUUGCCUACACUGCUGGUGUACAAUAAUGGUGCAGUCAAAGCAAAUUAUGCGGGCUUGAAUAGUUUUGGCCGGAGAUGCACUUCUGAAGGUGUUGCUUUGGUUCUCUGCCAAGCAGAUCCUGUGCUUAAUGAUGGCCAGGGUGGAAGUGAUCCAUCAAGAGAAUCAGUUAUUGAAGGAGUUCGGAAGAAGUUCAUAGAGAAGGUCGUCACAGAGCAUGAAGAUGAUGAUGAUGGAUCUUCAAGUGAAUAGAAUUUCUGCGAGUUCUCCUUUAUUCCCCUUCCCCCCUCCCCCCAAUUUUGGGAUAAGCAAUGAGUUCCUUUUGUGCUUUUUUUUUUUUCCUCACCUGUAUUCCAUAGUUGUAGGGCAAGUGCCUUCACUUUGUUACUCUGUUAUAUUAUGUCUUCCUUUUUAAUCAUGUCAAAACCAAAAUGUAUAAAUUUGAUUACUUGCUCUUGUGGCAUUGAUCCCAAAGGACUUUGUAAUGCGAAGGAUUUCCUACUUUCCCCA